AAUAUGAAAAAAACUUUAUCGGUUUAUUAUGUAUCAGUGUCGAGGUAAUGAUUUAAUGGACAGCAAGACGGAAAAUUUAUCGAUGUAUUUUUCGUAUCGGUCAUUCGACGAUUAUUUUUUCCUCGAAGAUGUGAUUGGAAAAUAAUUAGAUGGAUUCUGUAUAUAAGCUAAGGUAUCGACUAUCAAACACCAGUUUCAGAUUAAAAAUCUUUAAUCAUGCAUCGAUUCGCGGUUGUUUUGGUUUUCGCAGCAGUUAUUGUCACAGAAGCGGCAGUAACACCUGAAGAUCUCGUCAAAUUUGGAAGAGCUCGCAGGGAUUGUGACCGGAGCGCUCCUGUGGACAGUAGUAUCAUUGAUCGCGUGAUUAGUGGUGAAAUGAUUAACGACCGUCAAUUCUUUUGCCACGCCGCCUGUAUUGUCAAGGAACUUGGUCUGGUGAAUGCAGAUGGCUCUUUGAUGAUUGAUAAGGCCGUAAGUAAAAUUCCUGAAGGCUUACCAAAUCGUGAUGCCAUAGUCAAUGCUGCAAAUGAAUGUGGAACUAAAAUGGCUGCUGAUCCAUGUGAUACAGCCCAAAUGAUAUUUAAUUGUUUCCACGAAAAAAAUGUUCCAAGUCUCCUAAUGGGAUAAAUGUUUAGAAGAGUCAAUAUUGCUUCGGAAAAAGAAUUUUGCAUAUUCUGGUAAUUGAUUCAUGGAAUAUCAGCGGUUAAGGUGAUUCUUAAAUGAAUAAACGAGAAAACAGUCAUUUGAAAAUUUCUUUCAAAUAAUAAUAUUGUUGGCUUUGAAAUUAAAAGAUAAAUCUAUUGUCUUGAUUAAUAAAUAAUGUCUUAAAAACAUAAUUUUUAUAUUUCUGACUUAAAAUUAUUAAAUCGCUACUUCCAACUUACUCAUAUUUAUUUCAUCAUAAUGCGAAGUAGAGAGUGCUUUACGGUAGAAAAAAUUUUUCAUCAUAUUUUUAACCAGAAAUUAAAAUUUUGUGCCAUUUUUUUUGUGGGAAGGUUAGUGCAAAUAUCACGCAGUUCAUAUGGUUGUAU
This is a messenger RNA of Cotesia congregata, 1031 nucleotides long. Lineage: Eukaryota; Metazoa; Arthropoda; Insecta; Hymenoptera; Braconidae. The record is from the annotation of a GenBank genome assembly.